Mizuhopecten yessoensis (Yesso scallop) is the source of this 3604-nucleotide messenger RNA. RefSeq names its product ubiquitin-like protein ATG12. Bases 32 to 454 code for a protein of 140 amino acids. Gene Ontology annotation, cellular component: Atg12-Atg5-Atg16 complex; cytoplasm; phagophore assembly site membrane. Gene Ontology annotation, biological process: nucleophagy; autophagosome assembly; C-terminal protein lipidation. The record is from RefSeq and is a predicted model, not a curated record. Lineage: Eukaryota; Metazoa; Mollusca; Bivalvia; Pectinida; Pectinidae. The transcript is spliced from 4 exons.
GCCAAAUAUACGUUGAUAACUGGGGAGAAAAAUGUCGACCGAUGACACGGAACUAAAGGAAACAACCAAUCUUGAACCAACUGAUGAAGCUUCGGCAGAUAAAAAGCCGACAGAAAACGAUGAAGAACUAGAAAACAAAGAACAGCAACCACAGGCAGGUGCAUCCAACACUGCCAUUGAAGCAAAAUCUAAAAUUGAUGUAUUGUUGAAGCCAGCUGGUGAUGCCCCGAUCAUGAAAAAGAAAAGAUGGGCUGUAGAAAGAAACAAGAGAGUGAGCUGGAUCAGUGAAUUCAUCAAGAAAUAUCUCAAACUGGAUCAAAAGGAAUCUAUGUUUCUUUAUGUACAGCAGUCUUUUGCCCCUUCACCAGAUACAGAGAUUGGUACAGUGUUUGAUUGUUUUGGAAGCGAUGGAAAACUAGUGGUACACUACUGCAGGACCCAAGCUUGGGGAUGAUAGUCUGCAUGACACGAAGAGUAGGCUGAAAUUUCAACAAGUAAUAAAAGUGACGUCACAGUAGAAGGUUGAUCAUGAAUAACCACAGAUUGCUGUGAAAUAAGUAUAAAGCAUGUCAUCAAGUGUGUUUUAUAUACAUGUACCUGCAUGGUGAUUUUUGCAUAAGCAUUUUCUAUUAUUUGAUUACUUGCAUUGGAAAAAAAAUGCAUUUAAAAAACGCUUAUGUUUUAAAAGCAGUUGUCAUGGAGAAAUGGAGAUUAAUUGGUUUAUUCAAAUUUUCCCACCCUGUCAAUAAAAUGUAUAAUUUGCGUUCUCUGCUGUAGAAAGCUGUGUCAUAUGACGUCAUAUUUUAAAAGUUCCUUUACACCAUCUUAUUGGUCGUUUUUCUUAUGAUGUCACACCUGUCAUACCAAGGGUAGGUGACUCUUGACAGAAAUCCUACCUUCAUGGGUCAACAGUAAUUCUAGCCUCGUGGGAAAUCUUGAGCAGGUCAAAAGGGACACAAUUUUGUGAAUGGCAGGAAAAUUAGUGUUGAACUUUGGAAAAAUGUUCAAUUUAAUGUUUGAGAGAAAAAGGAAAACAGUGAUAGUAUAAUUAUUGAAUUUUACAAUUUUUGUCAAAUCCUCUACAAACUACCAUAAAUUGGGAUGUUUUUACUGCGGUUAUAUUUUUGCAUAUAUUCUCGCAAGAUUCAAAUUUGCAAUUAUUUGAUGAUAAUAAUAAUAUACAACAUUUGAUACAGCGCCCUAUCUAGCUAGAAUAAGCCACUCUAAGGCACAAUUUAUACAAUCAAUACAGUUAGCAUAUAUAUACAUUAAUCAAUACAAUUUUUGAGGAAUUCGCUGGAGCGAACAUGUACAAAUUUACCGACUAAGAAAAUAACCCUCAAUUAUUCUGAACGUUUUGUUUUUUAAAGUACCAGAUUACCUGAAUUGUGUUAACAAAAGCUGACAAGGUCUUAUCAGUAAUCUAAAAGGUCCUAUUGUUGUAGUGUAGGGUGGAUAGCUUAGUGUUAAUCUGUAUAAAUCAGCGAAUUCUGGUCACUUAAGAAGAUUCUUUAAGAAGGGAGGGGGUGGGGGGGGGAGGGGUAAGAAAAUCACUGAGUCAGCACUUAAAUCUACUUUUACUCCUAAGUGGACCCCUCUACUCAUUUUGAAUUGCAUACAAGUGCAAUUCUCUCAAAUCUUAAAUUGCGAUAUAUUUUUUAUGGUAGUCAAGUUUUUGCGCAAAAUCCCAAUUUGCAAAAAGCGAGACCAGUAAAGAUAAAACUACAACUAUUUUCGAGAAAUUCACAGAAAUCAAUCUACAAAAAAGAUAUCCCAAUUUACAGUAUUUGAUUAUUUUUAGCUGAAUGACAUGUAGAUGUAUAUUGUACUGUGAUAUUAUUUAAGAGAGUAUGUGUUUUUGUUUGUUAUUUAGGGUUGAAAGAAGAUGAUUGUGUUGUAAUAUUAGAGUCUGUUCUGUGAAAAUUUCGUUUUUGAGUUGGUUUGCUUUAAGGCCAGCAGUAUUUCUUGUAAAACUGAGCAGUAUAUUGAAUUUCAACUGACUCUGAAUUGUCGAAUAUCUAUUUGAUUUUCAUAAAAACUUUUUUUCGCGAUAGUGGUUUUAACUCAUUCACCCCUGAAAAUUUGUUUUCGCAAUAGUGGCUUUAACUCAUUUAACCCUGAAAUUUCAUAAUGAGCUAUUCCAGCCUUUGAAUUGGAAGGGUUCAAAUGUGUCUUCAGGGGUGAAUGAGUUAAGGAUGUUUUUUAUGCAUGGAAUAAAAGUUGCAAAAUGAGCAAGUUAUAAAUAUAGACACGAUGUUUUUUUAUGCAUGGAAUAAAAGUUGCAGAAUGAACAAGUUAUAAAUAUAGACACGACUAAAUGUUUAUCUGUGUAAAUAUACAUAUUCAGAUAGAGGCUUAUAUGGGGGUUCAUAUUGGAUAUGUGAGUAGGAUAAGCAAAUUACCCUAUUAUUAUGUCAGAAGUGAGUUAUUAAUAUUCAUAUUGAUAACAAACAUCUGUUGCAAAUUACCUGGUCAUAACAUACAAUUUAAAUAAUUUUUGAUAAAAAAAUGUAUUUUGAUCUAUAUCUAUGGAAAUCUGGGUUGCAAGCACAGCUGAAUGCCAAGGACAUUUUCUUGCUCAAAAUAACAAAUAGUGUAUCAUAUGUAUAGGUGUCGGGAGAUGGAUUUUCUUGCCCAAAAUUCUACAGCUAGUGGCAGAAUGUUCGUAUCCACCACAUAAUGGGCUUUAUCUCCAAUCUUUUGUCUUAAUAUUAAUUUAUUAAAACUAUUCAAAAUGUUCAAAAGAUGAGGUUUUUAUGCCAGCAUCAUAUGAAGUGACUCUUUUUUUCUCUCCCAUUAGACAGUGAUAUCUACACUUCAUGUCAGGGGAAGAUAUCUCUGUCUUACCCUAGGGUAAAAAAAAAAAAGGAAUUCCCCUGUCAUAACAUAAGUAUCACUUCAAGUAAACAAUGUUAUGACGUCACGUCAACAAUAGCAGAUCACCUAAGAUAACUAGGAUUUGCUUGAAAUUAUGGAAUCUAAUGAAAUCAACGUUUGUAACCCAUGAAAUCACCACUUGUAUUUGAUGUGGGGAAAAAAAAAAUAAUGCUUGGGAGAAAAAUAAUCAAUCACUACUUCGGUAGGAUGAUGAUAGAGAAAUUCUAAACCUCAGGAUAAGAUUUUUUUAACUUCAGCACUUGUCACAGCCUCAUGCUGAACCUCAGAACUCUUUCCCUGGGGUUGAAAUUUCUCUAUCACGUCAUCACACUAGAGUGAUACAUUCUAUUAAUUGAUCCUCUGGGGAAUAUUUUUUGAGUUAAGCACAGGGACCUGAGAUUUUGUGACAGCUAUAUUAGAAUAUGGUGUACCAUUACUGGGGUGGCAUUUUUACAGAAAAUUGAUCUUAACUUCUGAAACAUGUAAAAGAAAAUUCUGAACACCUCAGUUUAGGUCCUAAUAUAGCUGUAUAGCAGAAUAUAUAUCAGGUCCCUGUGCCUGAGGGUACUAAUGUGUCAUUGGAAUACCCAACUCUAUAUUUUCCUGGUGAUGCUUCAGGUUUGUGAGAAAUAUCGUCUUUUAUUCUUAAUUUUUGACUGAGCAUUACUACUUCAGACAGCAACAAGUAUUACUUAACCUAUUACAAUAACUCGUUUUCGAUAAAAAA